GGAGAUAUAGUUAUUUCAUCUGGAACAAAAAUUGAACCUAUAUUCAUUACUCAAAUGUAUUGCUUAAGCUUAUCAUACAAUUAAACAUGUGUGCGUUAGGUAGCUUCUUUUGAAGCCCAGUACUGCCAGAUUAAAAGUUAAAAAAAUGGCGUGGGAGAUUCCUUCCUGGAUCGACGAAGCCUUUCUUGCUUCUACCCUCCAAGGAGACGACACCAAGCAAAAGGUUUCGAUUGUCAAGUAUUCAGUAAAGCCGGCUGUACCAACUGGUGAAAACUACUCCAGCCAGAUAUUUAGAGUCGCUGUAAAUUACACAACAGACAAGUCAUCUACAGAACAAACCAAAUCGCUUAUAAUCAAGGCACCGCACACUAAAGGAAUUGCUGCUGAAUUUGCUAGCAUGUUCGUGGAAUUCGACAUUUUUUCAAAAGAGAAAAGAAUGUACGAUGAGCUGUUACCAAAGAUGCAUAAUAAAUUAAACCUCCAGUUUGGUCCAAAAUUUCUCCACAGCCCAGUAGAAAAGGCGUUGGUUCUACGGGACUUGAACGAAGGAGGCUAUACUAUGGCUAAACGCAAUCAACAACUGGAUUUUUCUCACUGCUCACUGGGUUUGUCAGUCCUAGCGAAAUACCACGCUUGUUCAGUAGCAAUUCAUAAGGAAAACCCAACAUUUAUUGAAGGUCUCGGUAGAGAAGUCUUGUACAGUAACGAAAGCCCUAUUGGUCAACAAGUAAAGGAAUGGACAGGCCCUUUAUUCAACAUCAUCGGUGGAAUUUUACAAAAGAAGGGAGGUUGUGAACAGUAUAUAGACUUGCUAUCAAGCAAACUCGAUGGGCUGUGGGACUCUCUUAUUGAAAAGUUCAAACCCAGAGAGAACGGGCUAAAUGUCCUCAACCAUGGAGACUUUUGGGUGAAUAACAUGCUAUUCAAGUACGACGAUUCUGGAGAAGUCACAGAAGUUAAACUCAUCGAUUUUGCUGUUCCUAGGUACACGACUCCAGCAACUGACAUCGUCUACUUCAUAUGGAGCAGUGCAAACGAAGAAGUUCGAGAGAAUCGGCUGGACGAGCUAAGUGACGUGUACCUCCAGAGCCUCAAUGCGACAUUGGAGCUGCUGAAGUGCGAGGAACGGUUAUCCAAGUCGGAGUUGACAAAGGAACUCAAAUGUUUCAGUGACUGGGCGCUCACUCUCAUCUGCCAGUUUUUACCUCUAGUACUGACAGAUCCUAAAGAUGCCAUCAACAUGGAGGAGUUCACUCUGGCGGAUUUGGAUCUCAGUAACCCUUCAAACCAAAUGCUUAAGGUGUAUCAAGGAAAACUGUUUCAAGCUGCUCUUCCAACUGCUUUAAGACAUCACCAAAAAUGGGUAUCUUCCUUUGAGAUAUAACUGUUUAGUCCAGAACAAAAAUAGAAACAAUAUUCAUUUAUUUAAAUAUAUUGUAUAAGCUUUCAUGCAAUUAAUCAAUGCGUGCUUUAGGUAGCUUCGUUUGAAGCACUUACUGCCAAGUUCUAGCAAAGCUAGUAGCAAAAGUAGACUAUGUAAAAGUCAAUAAUUAUUAUAUACAUACAUUGUGUAACUGCAGCGAAUUUUUAGUUCCACAAAUAGCUAAUUAACAUGAGAAUCGUAAUAAGCAUAAUAUUGUAAUAGUUUGGUUGAAGAAAGGCCUAAUAAAUAAAACAAUUUGUAAUACAACAUUUAAAUAUUUAUAUAACACUAUAUUUAAUAAAAUAUGCAACAAAUUUAAGACUGAAUUUUGAACACAAAACUUUAACCCUUGUUUUUUCACCCAUUUUAGGGAAAACAAUAUUUAUUUUACAUUGUAACUCCUUGAAGAGAACACAAUACAAAAAUAAAACGUAACACAAAUAUAAAAAUAUAAUUCAAUGAAGCCUUAAUUUUACAUUAUAAAGUUAUUGCCUUAAUUUCGCGGUUGUUUUACAUUUGUUGCCCUCAUUCUACUAUGAAAAGCUGUUAAAAGUGUCGUAACUUAAUUGUUUAUAUCGCAUGUAAUACGUGUGAUUUUUCUGGAAAAAUUACUUUAAAUAAUUGGCUAAUUUGAGGUAGCUAGUUAGUUAGUGGACUAGUUAUUGUAGGUUGUGAACUAGAUAGUGGGUAUAGUAGACAAUGAUAAAGACGUGGAAUUGUUUUCUAAAAUUGCUUUAUAAAAUCUACAAACAUGAACCCCUUAUGUGGGAAUAUGGUUAUGUUUGAUCAAUAUUAAUUUUUUAAAUACACUUUAUAAGCUUAGCAUCCAGUUAAGCAAUGUAUGUGUUAAGUAGCUUCUUUUGAAGCACAUUACUGUCUUAGUAAGAAUAGAUAUAGAAUAGAAUAGAAUAGAAUAGAAUUAUGCUAAUUUUAAAAGUAUUUUCUAUAAAAGUACAGUAAUUGAGAAGUUUUUAAUGUAAUUUUGAAAACAUAAUAGUAAACUAAAACAAGUAUAUAAUAUUAAUAUAAUAAAUUACGAGAGAAAUAUCGUAAUUUUUUCAUUGAAAAAGUUUCACUCUCCUUUCUGCCAAUGGUUAAAACAUGUGUAUAAAAUUAAAUAUUCGAUUGUUAAUAGUUUGUCAUGUGUUGCGAGAUCACUCAUACUUGAAUCUGUUUUAAGUAUAAACAAAAAUAUCAGAAAAUUGAAGUAGAAUUAAUUGUACAUAUAAGGAAUAUCUGUACGAUAUGUUAGCUUGUUUUUUUCUGUUCUGUCUGAAUUUAUGCUGCCUUUAUACUGCAACUAAAACAAAUAAUUUAUGCAUAUUUUUGAACAAAAUAAUUUGUAAAUUUACAUUGUAUGUAGAUUCCUUAUUGUAGGUUGGUAGGACUACUAGGCAGAUAAUUCAAGAAAAUAAAAAACUAUAACUACUGUUUUCAAAUUGUACUAGCGGACCCGGCGCGCUUCGCUGCGCAUUUCAAUAAGUUUCCCGCGGCUUCGCACGCAAUUUCCCGUU
Homalodisca vitripennis (glassy-winged sharpshooter) is the source of this 2937-nucleotide messenger RNA. RefSeq lists its product as uncharacterized. The record is from RefSeq and is a predicted model, not a curated record. Bases 146 to 1384 code for a protein of 412 amino acids. Lineage: Eukaryota; Metazoa; Arthropoda; Insecta; Hemiptera; Cicadellidae. The transcript has 2 exons.